Messenger RNA from Owenia fusiformis, 1902 nucleotides. NCBI's taxonomy places the organism in Eukaryota, Metazoa, Annelida, Polychaeta, Sabellida, Oweniidae. The record is from the annotation of a GenBank genome assembly.
AAGUAUUGAUAUUCUUGAAAAGGUCACAAUGGUUUGUAAAGCUAGCCUCCAUAUUGACAUUAUCAGGACACACGUUUUAAACGUAACCUUCUUACUCCCCUGAUUUCUGCUCAUAGGAAAUAUGAAAAAUAUGCGGACACCUUCUUUCACGGAAAAGAUCUGUUAAGGAUCUUAAAGGAUUUCUGAUUGAACAAAUAAACAUGUAUAAUGCACUAGAGAACUCAAUGGAUACCAUCUCAGAGGACAGACAGUGUUACAGUGGCUGGAAGUUUAGAAUUCUAGCAUUUGGAUUGUGCUCGAUAGUGUGCAGUUGGAUAGCAAUGGUGGCCAAAAGUACAGGUGAAGAAACAGACGCACGCGAAACUCCUUUUCAAACUUGCAGCGAGCCUGACUCAGAUCGCAAGCUUACAGAUUUUACUCGAAUACAAAUGGAAGCAAUUGUUAAACGUUUUAAACUAAAAGAUCCAACUGAUAUAGAAUUAUUACCUGCGUAUUUGGAGAAAUGGGCUGAGUGGGAAGAAGCUAUUUUGGAAACAAAUAUAAGCAUAUUGGACCUGAGUCCUAUUCCAUUUUUGUCGGACUAUAGAUCACCUUGCUGGAUUAGCCGAUUAUCAAGCCAUCCCCCAGAAUAUGUCUGGAGCCGUGGUAGAGAGAAUGAUAUCGUUAUGCGUUACUGGCAGGAAUCGCAUGAUGAUGGUGUUCGAUUUCGGCUACGAUGUCUUCCGUACUUUUACAUUGUUGGUGUUGUAAAAUCUGGCACGACUGAUCUGUUUCACCGAAUAUGUAGUCAUCCGGAUGUUGCUGAAGUCCUUAGGAAGGAAUAUCAUUGGUGGUCAUAUCUGAGGCCACCUGAUGGUGAACUGGUUCGGGAGAAACAUGGCGGAGAUUCUGGACUCCCCGUUCCGAUGAGCGUCUACGUGAACGCCUUUGAUGUUCCAGCUGAAGAUAUCAGGAAUUCCUCUGCGCUGCAUCUUAUCAUAGGCGAUGGCAGUCCAAGUACAGCCACACACAUUACAACUGAAUCUAGCAGUCCAAUGGGCCCAGAACUGAUCAAUGCAGAUUUCAUAUAUCAUGUGACACCACAGGCGAGAAUCAUUUACAUAGUGAGGGAUCCGGUAGAGAGAUUGUAUUCGGCAUAUUUGUUCUUCCAUCAAUACGAAUAUAAAUCACCAGAAUUAUUCCACAAACGCGUGAAGGCCCGCGUUGAUGCAUUCACGAAAUGCACUUCUACUUAUGGAAGCAUACGCCCCUGUGUGUACCACAGAUUUGGACAACAAGAUGGCGUCGAAGAUAACAUUGCAAGGAUGAGUGUCACGGAUGGAAUGUACUCCGUGCUCAUAGAAGACUGGGUGAAAGUGUUUUCCCAUGAAGCUAUACUAGUGCUACGGAUGGAAGACAUGCCUCCGACAAUGGAGGAUACAAUGAAACGUGUAUUGAUACAUUUAGGCAUACGUAGAUUCGAUAAAGUCUCACUUCGGGGAUCUAUGACAGAGGACAUAGAUAAGAUGAGACGAGUGAGGCACAGAAAGGUCCCUGAUAUGUGGAACAGUACACGAAAAAUGCUACAGGAUUUCUAUCGACCCUUUAAUAAGCACUUGUCUGAUCUUACACACAAUUCAAAAUACAACUGGGGUUACUAACGAUAUGAAUUCAAAUCGAAAACUGGAUCCAUUCACGCACUCUCUAAAGUGCCCUCUCUAACACUCUUGCUUCGUCAAGCUUCGGAUCCAAACCCAAACCAUUUCUGCGUUGAGUUAGAUAUAAAUUGUGUGUAAUUACGGAUAUUUGAAAGUAUUAACUAUGGUGUUUUUGAACAAUAUACAUCAUUGAUGUAAUUUGUGUUAUUUGUGAGAACAUUUUGAUAUAUAUUUGGUUUUUGCUAUGCCUGUUGUUUUUGCAUCG